CCCAGCUACACAGGAAGUAACGUUACAGCUACAAACAGUUGUUUGGCUAGUUAGCGAGUUAGCACGGCAGAUACAAUCUCUGACCCACGCUUAAACAAAGAUUGUAUAAAUUGAUAUAGAAACACUGGGAACGUGUGACAGAUUGUUAUGUUGGUGCUCUUUUAAUAAUAAUCAAUGAAAUGUCCAGCAAAAAGAGAAGUCGACACAGGGAGAGCAGCACAGACCGCAAGAAACACAAGGAAUCCAAAGAUGACCUGGAGAAGCUCAAGGUUCAGACCAAGAAACUCAGCCAAGAAGUGCAGAAGCUGAAGCACAUCGAGACGUUCUACGAAAAACCGCCUCCCGGACUAAUAAAGGAGAGGGAAGAGAAACCAGAGGAUUGCAUCCCUGAAUCAGAGGAAAAUGAAGAUGCCAGGAACUUCCUGGCAAGUGCUCCGACGAAGGGGCUGUGGAUGCCCCUUGGGAAGGAGGUGAAGGUGAUGCAGUGCUGGAGAUGCAAGCGCUACGGCCACAGGACUGGAGAUCGCGAGUGUCCCUUCUUCACAAAAGGGAAUCAAAAACUGGAGCAGUUCAGAGUGGCACAUGAAGACCCGAUGUACGACCUGAUCCGGGAAAACAAGAGGAAUGAAAAGGAAUCUAGGAUCCAGCAACUUCAGCAGCUGCUCCAGGACACCACCUCCUCCGACUCUGACAGCUCCUCCUCCUCCUCCUCCUCCUCCUCAUCCAAGCAGCACCACAGCAGCAAGAAGAAGAAGAAGGACAAGGAGAAGAAAAAGGAGAAGAAGAAGAAGGGAAAGGCCGACAAGAAGCCUAAGAAGAAGAAGAGGCGAACACAAUCCCACAAGUCCUCCCGGACCGGGGGCUCUGACUGACCCCUGUAGACCCCUGCGCUGCGUGAUCUCCAGGGAGCGGCACAGAGACUUUGGUUGGCAUGCAGCCCGCCCGCGGUGUCCACGGCAACAGGGGGAGGCUGUGAUGCUGGCAUUGAGGGGCCCGCCGCAGCAGCCCCCGCCGCCUGCGUUGUGACUAACGCAGGUCACCCCCACUCCCCCCCCCCACCCGGCGGCCCUGACCCUUUGAUAGAAUAAUCUAUGGAGGUUAAAUCACUCGGCUUCAUUUAAUUUUGAUCCAGCGUUUGAAUCCCCUUGACAUUCUCUUUAUUGGGUCACAAGCUACAGGGUGAUAAACUGCGUGUGUGCGUGUGUGCGUGUGUGCGCGUGUGCGCGUGUGCGCGUGUGCGCGUGUGCGCGUGUGCGCGUGUGCGUGUGUGUGUGUGUGUGUGUGUGUGUGUGUGUGUGUGUGGUCCUUCCAGUAGUGUCAAAGUGCACUAAUUGCAUGGCUUCUGAGUUGAGUAAUGUAAAGGAUCUUUCCUUGUUGGUCUUUGGGAGGAAAAUUAGUUGGCGAAUGCAGCAUGUCAUUAUCCGAUUGUAUUUUCAUUGAAUUGGCAUUUUUCUUCGGUGCCGUUUUGCUGGAAGGAAGGAUGUUAACCAUAGGAUUGUACAACAUGGUUGUUGGUUUGCCUUAUUUUAUAGUUCUUUGACAAAAGCAAAUGUUAAAGCCAACACAUGCAGGAAUGUUAAUGCUUUUGACUGUUGUAGCCUAUAAAACAUCAGUUAUCAUAUCUGAAAAAGGGUGGUCUUCUCCAAAAGUCAAAGCAACGAUGUAUAGGAUUUUUUUUACCUAUUUAUGGCAAACAAAUGACUGUUAUCCCGCUGUUGUUUGGCAAAUUCUAAUAAAAAACAAAGUGUCAUAUCA
Messenger RNA from Gadus macrocephalus (Pacific cod), 1755 nucleotides. It is a transcript of the gene rp9, whose product is annotated as RP9 pre-mRNA splicing factor. NCBI's taxonomy places the organism in Eukaryota, Metazoa, Chordata, Actinopteri, Gadiformes, Gadidae. The record is from RefSeq and is a predicted model, not a curated record. The coding region runs from base 180 to 872 and encodes 230 amino acids. The transcript has 6 exons. Gene Ontology annotation, biological process: RNA splicing.